Messenger RNA from Fusarium odoratissimum NRRL 54006, 4159 nucleotides. RefSeq lists its product as uncharacterized. NCBI's taxonomy places the organism in Eukaryota, Fungi, Ascomycota, Sordariomycetes, Hypocreales, Nectriaceae. The transcript is spliced from 2 exons. Gene Ontology annotation, cellular component: nucleolus. The record is from RefSeq and is a predicted model, not a curated record. The coding region runs from base 11 to 445 and encodes 144 amino acids.
CGUCAAGUCCAUGAUCAUCGCGUUUCCGACAACCCUUCUCAAGCACCAUAACACCAUGGGCUCCGACGAUUAUGCUGCUGUCGGUGGCGGUGGCGCCCUGAAACUCAAAGGCGCCAAAAUACACAAGAAAAAGAAGAAGCGCGACAAGACCGAUCUUGAAAAGAAUCUCGAUACUGGAAACAAGGACGAAGAGAAGAGAAAGAAGAAGGAUAGAGAGGAGCAAGAGCCCCACGAUGAGGAUGAUGAGGACAAACCCGAAGUCCAAAAGACGGAGGCUCAAAAGCGCCACGAAGAGAUAAAAAAGAAGAGGCUGCUCAAACUCGCUGAGUCUUCAAGCUCGCGACCAGAACUUCUCAAAACACAUAAGGAGCGUGUCGAAGAACUCAAUACUUACUUGUCCAGAUUGAGCGAGCAUCACGAUAUGCCCAGGAUUGGCCCCGGUUAAGGAUAUCAGGACAGAAGGUUGAGUUGGUGGCGAAUGUGUGUAGGCGGAUGGACGGGAGUUGUUGGCGCUUCUGGUUAUACCCUCGAAUUAAACAAAUAUCCCCAAAAUGCUAUCUGUUGCAUUGAUCUACGGCAUUAUCAGAACCAGUCACCUGGAGGCGCGUAAUGUUCACCCCUUGCUGGGCUGAAAGAACCAAAACCCUGUGUCAAGGAGUAAAGGUCAAGACCAUUACGCACAAGAUGACCACAUCGAUUUGCUUGGAAAUAGGGAAAAGAAAAUCGAAUAUGCAAACGCAAUUGCUUGUAUUCGCUCAUGUACUAUGCAUUUUUAAAUACGAUCCAUGUUCGGCAUAUAUGCUGGACGCCAUUAAUGAACCAAAUCUCCCCCAAGAUACAACCGUAUGUGGAAGUUGUCUAUUGAUUAAUUCCGUCGGAUGCUGCCCCCAAGUCUAUUAUCCUGAUUUUAUACCCGUGAAGAAAGGACCGUGAUAUUCAUAAAGAUGAACCCAUUCUGAAUUAACUGGUGCCCGCAACGGGACCACAAGUUCGUUCGUCACGGGAUUCGCGUGACGUUUUCGCUGGAUGCGAGGUAAGGUCAAGUGAUCAAUAUUCCAUUUACAGGAGAAUGAAACCACCGAAGACCAUACCCACGACUGCGGCAAGAACUGAACCGACGGAUCGAGGAGCGGCAUUCUGAAGGUCAGGGUCGCUGCCGGCAGUAGCUUCGGCCGAGGGAACAACCUCAACCCAAGAAGUCGAAGUCAUGGUAGUAACGCCACCAUCCUCAAGCGUAGAAGUGAAGGUCUUAGGCACAGCACUCGAAGUUCGUCUGGUACCUGUUCCGGUCACAGUGCUUCGGUCAGACUCAGUCUCAGUCGCGCUUUCGGCAUGGUCUGAGGUUUGUGAAGCCUCGUCUGUCUGAGUUGCGGUUUCCUGGUCGUCUGUCUCAAUGUUAGCAUAUGCGCUCAAAUGGUAACCGUUUGCAAAAGUGUGUAGUCAACGCGGAGGCAAUCAAGGGUCAAAAGACAUUUUCAAGUUUUGGCGCACUUGCGAUAGUCACGAAGUCAAGGCAUCAGGUUGUGGAGAUGGCACGAAACAGUAAUAUCACAACAGUUUUGGGGAAUUGGAUUCGCAGCAAUGUCCCUGGAAAGAGCCCUGUUGCUGCUCGUCCGUCCCACAUACCGGUGGUCGUCUCUGUCUCCUCUGAAGCCUGGGAGGCUGUUUCCGACUCUUGAGUUGGCCCGGAAGCUGACUCAGAAGUUAAGUCGGAGAGGACAGUGGUAGCUUCGGCGACAGUGGACGAGGGAACGGUGGCAGUUUCGAUAACAGUGGAAGUAUCAUCAAGGGCGGUGGAUUGAAGGGUCUCACCCGAAGAAGCCGUCUCGGACGGUAAUUCAGAAAAAGAGGAGGUAUCAGGCAAAGAAGUUCUUCGAGUAGACGUACUGGCAGCAGUGGAGGUUGCAGCACUAGGAGCAGAAGGAUUGGAAGUUGAAGCACGAGAAGAGGGAGCAGUCUCAGAAGGUUCCUCUUCCGAAACGGACGUACCAGUGGCAGUGGCCUCGGAAUCAUCGGUGGUCGAUUCAGGGGAAGAGUCCUCAGUGGACUCAGGUCGGUUCUCCGUGGUCCUGCGGGUGGUUCGCUGUGUAGAAGCAGCUGUGGAUGCAGGCUCAGUAGGCUCCCCUUGAGAUUCCGUGGCAGAAGGAGAUGCUUCAGUAGCUGAGUCCUCGGUAGGUCGGGCAGUGGCAGAAGGUGGGCCUGUAUCCGGGUUAGAGGUGGGUUCCUCAGGUUCUGAGCUCGCAGGACGCGAGGGUGAGGAAGGCUCACUGGUGGCAGAUGGCUGAGUAACUGACGGUUGAGCCUGGGUGUUUGAGGCCUCAUCUGUGGCGCUGGCCUGGUCGGUUGACUCUUCGGCGGUAGCGGAAGGCUGAACAGCAGUCUCGCUAGCCUCGUUCGUAGCAGUGGGUUGCUGUACGGUGUUUGAAGCACCACCAGAGGCUCCGCCUGAAGAGCCGCCCGAGGGAGCAUUGGAAGCACCAUCAGAAGCGGCAUCGGUAGGGCCAGUGCCCUGCUCUGUAUCGGUAGGUGCUGGUGUGUUUUGUCGUCGAACCAUUUGGGCCAUGGAAUCGGAAAGAUUUGGUCGAUGAGCGUUCAUGCCAUGCUUUCCAACAACAUCACCAUGGCGGAGGUGUCCAGGGCAGAAUCGGGUAGCACCUCCAAUGGAUGCUACACCGACGCCCAGAAGACAGCAAGCGGCCAAAGCAAUCAAGGCCUUGCCAGCUGGGGAUAUCCUUCUGGUCCUUGUCCGUGGGAUGGUCUGGGCAGAUUCCGAAUCCUGGAGUAGUGCUUCCUUUGACGACAUGGUCCUCUCUUCUCGGUCAGUGCUCAACAAUCCUGCCUCCAUGCUGUAGUCGUUCUUGAUGUCGACAGAUGCCAUGAUGUAGAAGUGAGUGAGAAGGUUUGAAGGAUGGGAGGAGGUUGAGUUUUGUAAAUUGAGCAGGGUGAUAUCAGGCCCGAAGAAGACUGGAGACGGAUAUGCAGAGGACGUUUAGCGGCUGAGAAUAGUCCAGAAUUGCGGACCCAAGACAGAUGGCAGCUUUUUUGGGUUUGCUAUUUGGGGAUGGUACGCGAGACGACUGGCUGAGAGCAGGUGGUGAGGUUGAGGAGGCGAGAUCCCAGACGGUGAGUGGUGAAGACAGUGCAGCAAACAAGCUAGGGUUCAAGAACGUGCAGACGACAGCCGGCAAGAGGGGUGAUUCCCUUUAUCGAUGAUGAAGAGUGUCGUGUGCCAAGCAGACAGGAGGUGGCUCUAGCGUCCGAGAGAGGAGUCUGCUCGGUUCUAUGAAUGGAGACACAGCUUGAUGAUGAGAGGAUGAGAGAAGCAAAAGGGACCAAGAAGCGAAUGGUGUGCCGCCUGCCGGUACUGUAAGCAAUUGACAGUCGACCGAGGCGUUUGCGGAGUGUGAGCGAGGGAGUGGAGGAAGUGGAGGAAGUGGAGUGAUGGGUGUUACACGAGCUGAGUCCGUCACGUCAAACCAACUGCGAGAUUGAACUCAAGAUCAGGGCGAGGACGAGGAGAGUUUGGUGUUAAAUGCAACCUGUGGUGGUCAAUCGUGGGUAGAUGAGGGGGAUCUGUCCUGCUAAAAGCCCCGGGACCUAAAUUAGUCUUGGCAGGAGGCUGGGCUGCAGACAACUAUCACAAUGGUCUAAGUCAGCUGUUUUCCUAUUUGCUGCUGUGUCUUUGUUUUUGUCUGCUGAGUGGCAAAGGCCAAAGGCUGUUGGAGAUCUAGACAAAAUCGCUAUGCGUGUUUCUUUUUUAGGCUUGGGAGGGAGCCGCUUGCAGUUUUUAACGACAGCCACCCGGGCACUAGACAAAAAGCUAGGCCUCGUCUAGCGCUUCUGUCGUCCCGCCAAGUUCAGCCGGCGGCCGGCUACACCUCCGUCUACUGGAAACCCAGUCGCAGAGGGAGGGUUGAGCACUGAGCAGCCCGGGGAGCCUGGAAGGGAUGGGCUUUGGUGGAGUUUGGGUGCCCAAGGGCGGCUCAACAAGGCCUGUCUAGCCCUCAUUUCUUGUCAGUAAACACAGUCCAAGACAUGAGGCGUGCUGACUGCUUGACCUGAAGUUGACCAGAGAUGAGCUGAAGCACUGGCUGUCUGAUAACAAGGGCACAACUGCUCAUUCUUGGAACAUCCAAUUGCUAUAGAAACUUAAGAAAAG